Peromyscus eremicus (cactus mouse) is the source of this 1145-nucleotide messenger RNA. RefSeq names its product proteolipid protein 2 (gene Plp2). The transcript has 5 exons. The record is from RefSeq and is a predicted model, not a curated record. Gene Ontology annotation, cellular component: membrane. Lineage: Eukaryota; Metazoa; Chordata; Mammalia; Rodentia; Cricetidae. Bases 142 to 597 code for a protein of 151 amino acids.
AGGCGCGGUGAUUCAUUCCCUCCUUUGCCCGGGGGCCCCCUUCCCGGCCAGACGGCGGGACAAACGGUUGGGUGUGCAGCGACCUCGAACUCGUGAGCCAGAAAACAGAGCUUCUGCGUCCCAGCGACUCCAGCACACACCAUGGCGGACUCUGAGCGCCUCUCAGCCCCUGGCUGCUGGUUAGCCUGUACCAGCUUCUCUCGCACCAAAAAGGGAAUUUUCCUGUUUGCUGAGAUUGUACUGUGCCUGGUGAUUUUAAUUUGCUUCAGUGCUUCGACGUCAGCAUACUCGUCCCUGUCUGUGAUUGAGAUGAUCAUUGCUGCUGUCCUAUUUGUCUUCUACAUGUGUGACCUGCACUCCAAGAUAUCAUUCAUCAACUGGCCGUGGACUGACUUCUUCCGGGCCCUCAUUGCAGCCAUCCUCUACCUGAUCACCUCCAUUGUUGUCCUUGUGGAAGGAAAAGGCAGCUCCAAAAUUGCCGCUGGGGUACUGGGCAUAUUUGCUACAUUGCUCUUUGGCUGUGAUGCCUACUUUACCUUCCCUCUGAAGCAGCAAAGACAUACAGCAGCCCCUACUGACCCCACAGACGGCCCGUGAUCCUCAGUCACCUGUCUCUGCUACCUGCAAAUAGCUCCUCCAUCCAAAACUUCCUCUUGCCAGAUGUGGUGGUCCGUGCCUUUAAUCCCAGCACUCAGGAGGCAGAGACACGUGGAUCUCUGUGAGUUCGAGGCCAGCCAGAGCUACACAGUGAGACCUUGUUUCAAAAAAAAAAAAAAAUACCUCCUCCUGUUUCCACAACACUCCCAGCCAAUUCUCUGACCCCACUGAAAGUGCUUAUGGUACGGGAGAUUGAACCCAGAGCCAUCUGCAUACUAGGCAAGCUCUCUCCGCUGAGCUCCGUCCCCUGUAAAAGUGCCUUUGAUGGGAAAGUUUUGUCCUCCUCGGUGUGUGUGCCUAGGUCCCAUGUCCGUGUCGGUCCCCCCCCCCCCAUUGCUCUGCAGUACCAGCAGCUGACAUGAGUUCUGCUUGAACCAUUCCCCCACAUAAGCUACAAGAUGAGUGACCCACUACAAAUUACCUUUUCUCUCUGUGGGGUGAGCUGUGAAGGGCUAAAUAAAUAAUAAACAGAUUGUUAAAAUCUAUAA